GUUAAGUCAAAUACUUGAGAUAGGCCCAUACAUUAUCAUUGCCAAACGUGGCAUUUCAGUGGGGGAACACAGUAGCCGCCGGUGGAGCUCCAAACACCAGAUCUUUCCACGAACACAUCGUUCCAAAGAGAAGAGAACAUAGAAACAAAUCAGGUUGCAGGUUUUUUUUCCUCUGCCGAACCUUUUGGUGGAUUUUUUACUGCACAUUGGAUUUGUGAGGCAAGAUCAUGUCUGCACCAAAUGAGGAUAACGUUUCUCAACCGCAGCACGAUGAGGUCUGCAUACAUCCUACUUUCGCCAAACCCCCACUUGUGAGAUUACACUGGUUGUCCUUGCACGUUUUUGACGAGCUUCUUGAUUCCAUCAUUAUUGAUGUCGCAUCUGAGUGUCACCGCGUGGCGAAACUAGGCCUUGAUCGUAAUUUAGAAGAAGAGGAGGAAGAACUUCGGUUGUCUGCACAAGCUCGGGCAAGUGUAGCCGAUCCUAGCAAUAGUAGUGAAACAAAUGGCAAAUACAUUGUAGAUAUAUUUGGGCAAACCCAUCCUCCUGUUGCAACUGAAAUAUUUGAAUGUAUGAAUUGUGGCCGAUCUAUCAUGGCUGGGCGGUUUGCUCCUCACUUAGAGAAAUGCAUGGGAAAGGGGAGAAAGGCCCGUCUUAAGGCAACAAGAAGUAGCACUGCUCAGAAUCGGUAUACACGAGCCAGUUCUGCUUCAACUAACUCCCCUUAUUCAAAUCCCACCAGCACGAGUCGACAGCCAAAUGGAAGUUCUGGAGUUGCUGGUCAUGAAUACUCAAAUGGCUCCUUAGAAGAGUUGUGAGGCCUUGGAGGCAAUCAAGGAAGCUGAUUCAUCUUAGAAGAGGUGAAGGAUUGAACUGAGAAGACAACUUUGGACUUUACUAUGAUGUUUCAUCCUCCCCCUUAGUGGUCGUGCUGUAGCUGAGCUGGCGGAAGCAGUUAUGCUGGCUUGUCAGACAAAGCAGAUAUUGCUCACAGUAUGGUUUUGAUAAUAACUAAUAUGCAAACAUUGUUCCCAUACAAAUAUUUUAGUGCGCAUUGGCUUCACAAGCCAGAGUUUAGCAUUGUAAAGGAGACUUCACUGUCUCAACAUUCUAGUUCAAAGUCAUAACUUGAUUAUCAGUUCUUUGGUCCUGUUCUUCCAAGGGAUUAUAAGCAAUAUAGAGUGAAAGAAUAUGUAAAUUUUGCACUAUUAACAAUUGAACCGAUCAAGACGGUAUGUUUUCUAGAUGGUCAUAUAGGCUUUGAUAUUGAGAGAGUUAUACGUUGUUCUAGGUCAACUUAA
Molecule: messenger RNA, 1301 nt
Organism: Lycium barbarum (goji berry)
Lineage: Eukaryota; Viridiplantae; Streptophyta; Magnoliopsida; Solanales; Solanaceae
Product: SAGA-associated factor 11-like
Exons: 5
Coding region: 228-818 (196 amino acids)
Cellular component (GO): DUBm complex; SAGA-type complex
Source: RefSeq, a predicted model, not a curated record